Molecule: messenger RNA, 1800 nt
Organism: Phodopus roborovskii (desert hamster)
Lineage: Eukaryota; Metazoa; Chordata; Mammalia; Rodentia; Cricetidae
Gene: Maf
Product: MAF bZIP transcription factor
Exons: 3
Coding region: 186-1325 (379 amino acids)
Biological process (GO): lens fiber cell differentiation; regulation of transcription by RNA polymerase II
Cellular component (GO): nucleus
Molecular function (GO): DNA-binding transcription factor activity, RNA polymerase II-specific; RNA polymerase II cis-regulatory region sequence-specific DNA binding
Source: RefSeq, a predicted model, not a curated record
CGGGGGGCUGCGGGCAGGGCGGGGGGUGUGUGCACGCUCGAGCUUUCGGGCCACAGCCACCACCGCGCGAGCUAGAAGCGCCCUAGCCCGGCAAGCUGGCUCACCCGCUGGCCACCCAGCACAGCCCGCUGGCCCCUCUCCUGCAGCCCAUCUGGCGGAGCGGCGGCGGCGGCGGAGGCAGGAGGAUGGCUUCAGAACUGGCAAUGAACAAUUCCGACCUGCCCACCAGUCCCCUGGCCAUGGAAUAUGUUAAUGACUUCGAUCUGAUGAAGUUUGAAGUGAAAAAGGAACCGGUGGAGACCGACCGCAUCAUCAGCCAGUGCGGCCGUCUCAUCGCUGGGGGCUCGCUGUCCUCCACCCCCAUGAGCACGCCCUGCAGCUCGGUGCCCCCGUCCCCCAGCUUCUCGGCGCCCAGCCCGGGCUCGGGCAGCGAACAGAAGGCGCACCUGGAAGACUACUACUGGAUGACCGGCUACCCGCAGCAGCUCAACCCAGAGGCGCUGGGCUUUAGCCCAGAGGACGCGGUCGAGGCGCUCAUCAGCAACAGCCACCAGCUCCAGGGUGGCUUCGAUGGCUACGCGCGGGGAGCACAGCAGCUGGCCGCAGCGGCGGGAGCCGGCGCCGGCGCCUCCCUGGGCGGCAGCGGCGAGGAGAUGGGCCCCGCCGCCGCCGUGGUGUCCGCCGUGAUCGCCGCGGCUGCCGCGCAGAGCGGCGCGGCACCACACUACCAUCACCAUCACCACCACGCCGCAGGGCACCACCACCACCCGACGGCCGGCGCCCCGGGAGCCGCGGGUAACGCGUCCGCCUCUGCGGGCGGCGCGGGUGGCACGGGCGGCGGUGGCCCGGCAAGCGCCGGGGGCGGCGGCGGCGGCGGCGGAGGGGGUGCGGCGGGGGCGGGGGGUGCCCUGCACCCGCACCAUGCCGCGGGCGGCCUGCACUUCGACGACCGCUUCUCGGACGAGCAGUUGGUGACCAUGUCGGUGCGCGAGCUGAACCGGCAGCUGCGCGGGGUCAGCAAGGAGGAGGUGAUCCGACUGAAGCAGAAGAGGCGGACCCUGAAAAACCGCGGCUAUGCCCAGUCCUGCCGCUUCAAGAGGGUGCAGCAGAGACACGUCCUGGAGUCGGAGAAGAACCAGCUGCUACAGCAGGUCGACCACCUCAAGCAGGAGAUCUCCAGGCUGGUGCGCGAAAGGGACGCCUACAAGGAGAAAUACGAGAAGUUGGUGAGCAGCGGGUUCCGAGAAAACGGCUCAAGCAGCGACAACCCGUCCUCUCCCGAAUUUUUCAUGUACCCAAGGGACUCUUCUACAUCUGUGAUGUGAGCAAAGCAGUUUUCGGGAGUCAAACAGAGAAGACAUUCUGCUUACUCGCUCCUUGUUGCGUGCACACAAGCAAGGUUUUAUUUUCUGAAAUUGGAAACUAUUUUUUACAAAGGUACCUUGGACAGACUUGCACCCAGGAUGUCAGUGCAUGGGACAAGCAUCUCGGAUCCUGAAGCACCUGAGCAGGGGUUGCCUGGAGCUCGGCCUUUCACAGAAGAGGAAAAUGUACAGCAGGGGUCCUCAAUGAGUACCCUGGCAUGCAUGGAGAUGGACCAUCCUGAUCUAGAACAUGAUCUUCUUAAGCAGACACUGUAUGAUUUAACUAAGACAUUUCACUUUGAAUUGCUUUAGCUACAGAGAUCAUGGCAAUUUUUAAAAUGCAUACUUCAAGAACAAUUGAUAUUUAACGUUUGCUAUGGCCACAUGGAGGCCAUACCUGUAUGUUGGAGUUAGAAUAAAUAUCUGUGCACUCAGA